AGAGAGAGGUGAGAGGUGAGAGGCGGCGGGACGCGGGGCUCGGUCUGGCAGCGCCCCACUCCUCCUCCUCCCGCAGACCCAGCCGCCACAGCAGCGCCCGCCACAGCAGCGGAGGCUCGGGACGAGAACCACGCACCAUGUCUUCUGUUGCUUCCUCUAAAGAAGAUACGAUGUCGUCUGAAAAAGCAGAUGAGAAACAACCUGAGGCUGAAAGCAAAGCUGAGGAAAGCGAGGAGGAUGAGGAGGAGGAAGAAGAGGAAGAAGAAGAAAAGGAAAAGAGUCUCAUUGUUGAAGGAAAAAGGGAAAAAAAGAAGGUAGACCGGUUGACUAUGCAAGUGUCUUCAUUACAGAAGGAACCUUUUACAAUUACACCAGGAAAAGGACAAAAACUUUGUGAAAUUGAAAGGAUACAAUUCUUUCUGAGUAAAAAGAAGACAGAUGAACUUCGGAACCUGCACAAACUCCUCUACAACAGGCCAGGCACUGUGAGAACUUAAAAUCUAUUUUGUAUAUCUAGUAAUUCUCGUGUGUGCUGUGAAAGUUUAUCCUGUAAUUCUUGGUUUGUUGUUAGUCUUUUAGGCAUUUGCACUUGUAGAUCUACUGAAGUGUCCUUUGUUACAAAGUACUCUUGAAGAUUGCUGCUGUUAAAGGCAUAGUUACUCAAGUCCAUAAUUCUUCUAAUUUCUGUAAACUACUCUUAAAAUCUUGUGGAGAGGUAUCCUGAAUUGUGAGCCUUAUUGGAUGUAGGUUUUCCCCCUCCCUCUCCACUCCAAAGACAGAUGUUAAUGAUCACUUGAUACAGAUGAAUUGGAAAUAAUUUAUAACUCCCAUGCUAAAACUACCAAUGUACAUGGAACAUUUUGACUAUAAUCUGUAUAGUUGCUGCUUUGUAUGUAGCUGUGUCUUAGUACUUCAGGUUAUUCUGCUUGGUACCUGUGUUAGUGGGUUCCACUAUGUUGCUACCUACCCAGUCAUUUUCUCCUAUAGGAUGCACAAAACAAUAGAAAGCAAAAAUAGGUUAAUAUGUAAAAUUUUAAUUAUUUUAUCAUAUUUAUCUAAAAUAAAACUGAACUAAAAUAUUAAUUUUAAAAGGAUCGUUAAAUCCAAGAAUCAAUUUAGAUUUACAAUAGCAAAUAUUUAUUAGUGCCUUUUAUACACCAUUGCUGAUGCCUUACAUUUUGCAAUACAUCCAGCCCGUUGUCUUUGCUAAGAGGAAUGAAAUGGAUAUGGAGUAAUUAAGGCAAAUUAAACAUUAUCACUUCAGUGCUUUAUUUUCACUUUAUUUUUAAGCUCUUAUCGUAUUUUGGAAACUUAAACAGCUAGCACAGAAAUCAGGAACUGAGUAACGUGAGUCCAGGUGCUAGUUAUAAUGUCUGAAACCACUGCUGCAAAUACUGUGUUUAUUUAAAUGACGCAGCAAAGAUCUGUUAUCUCAACUAUUCAGGAGGAAGAAUGGUGUAUAUGCACUAGAAUCUGUGAAUUAUGUGGUAUUUAUUUGGUGUGUCAGUAAACAAAUUGAGUAUUUCUGGCUCGGUGCAUAGGGAUGUUGACAAUCUUUUGGAUUGUUUUGCAGUAGAAUUUGAUAGGAAAAGUAGAAUGACAACCACGUAGUUUUCUAGAUUUUUAGUGCAAGUUGUGAAACUGAAUUCAUUUAUGAAACCAGUGAUGCUUUUAUCUUCUGGUAGAAGUACUGAGAAUCCCUCUGUCCCACCAUAGUUCACAGAUCUGAGGUGUAACUGAUUGAGGAGGGGAGUAAACUCCUUUACUCCUCCCAGGAGGGGAGUAAACUCUUCAAAAGGGCUGACAAUAGCAGGA
Coturnix japonica (Japanese quail) is the source of this 1815-nucleotide messenger RNA. The record is from RefSeq and is a predicted model, not a curated record. NCBI's taxonomy places the organism in Eukaryota, Metazoa, Chordata, Aves, Galliformes, Phasianidae.